AUGGGCUACAUAUAUGAAUUGAUGGAUGCCGCCAAGGAGAAGAUUGCAUUUGGAUUGAAGAAGAACCCUAGACAUUAUCAACCAAUUUGGAACAAAAUUGAUGCAAGGUGGACUCCUCAACUACAUCAACCUUUGCAUGCUGCUGGAUAUUUUCUAAACCCUCAACUACAUUAUGAAGAUUACUUCUCAAUUGUUUUAGAAGUCAAGAAAGGAUUGCAUGAAUGCAUGGAUAUGAUGAUGUCAUUUGAGGAUCGGAUAAGGGUUGAUAUCCAAUUGGAGAUGUUUGAUAAAUGCAUUGGAGAGUUUGGAAGUAAGAUAGCAAUACAUUCCAGGAAGCUAAGAAGUCCAGCGAGUUGGUGGAAGCGUUUUGGAGAGGAAACACCUGAGUUGAAAAAGUUUGCUAUCCGUGUACUUAGCCUAACAUGUAGUGCCUCUGAAUGCGAGAGGAAUUGGAGUACCUUUGAGUCGAUUCACACUAAGAAAAGGAAUCGACUUGAGCACAAAAGAUUAAAUACAUUGGUUUAUGUCAAGUAG
Argentina anserina (silverweed cinquefoil) is the source of this 534-nucleotide messenger RNA. RefSeq lists its product as uncharacterized. NCBI's taxonomy places the organism in Eukaryota, Viridiplantae, Streptophyta, Magnoliopsida, Rosales, Rosaceae. The transcript has 3 exons. Gene Ontology annotation, molecular function: protein dimerization activity. The coding region runs from base 1 to 534 and encodes 177 amino acids. The record is from RefSeq and is a predicted model, not a curated record.